Papaver somniferum (opium poppy) is the source of this 1721-nucleotide messenger RNA. Its product is annotated as UBX domain-containing protein 1-like. The transcript is spliced from 11 exons. Lineage: Eukaryota; Viridiplantae; Streptophyta; Magnoliopsida; Ranunculales; Papaveraceae. Bases 117 to 1361 code for a protein of 414 amino acids. Gene Ontology annotation, molecular function: protein binding. The record is from RefSeq and is a predicted model, not a curated record.
AUCGACGAUUCAGUGAUACUUCCAACGAAGCAAGGUAUAAAUAGUGAGGAUCAGAACUUGAAGUUGUUAUUAGGGUUUAUACAGUUCAAUCGGAGUGAAUAAAAAAUCAAUCGUGAAUGGCGGGGCUAUCUCUACAAUGUGGAGAUUGUGGAGUACUAUUGAAAUCCAUAGAAGAAGCUCAAGAACACUCUGAAUUAACAUCUCAUUCGAAUUUCGCUGAAUCUACUGAAGCCGUUCUUAAUCUAGUUUGUAGUACUUGUCGAAAACCAUGUAGAUCUAAAACGGAAAGUGAUUUGCAUACUAAGCGAACUGGACAUACGGAUUUUGUUGAUAAGACUUUAGAAACUGCAAAUCCUAUCUCUUUAGAGCUGCCAAAACCUUCUGUUGAUUCUGAUGGAGUUGCUGGAGCAUCUAUUAGUAAUAUGGAGACUGAAGAGAUGGUUGCUCCAGAGGUGGACAAGAAUUUGCUUGGGGAACUUGAGGCAAUGGGAUUUCCUAUUAACCGAGGAACACGGGCACUUCAUUAUACUGGUAAUGCUAGCCUGGAGGCUGCUGUAAAUUGGAUUGUGGAACAUGAGAAUGACACAGAUAUUGAUGAAAUUCCCAUGGUACCUGUGAACAGCAAACCCGAGUCUCGCAAGCCAUCUCUUACUCCAGAGGAAAUGAAAAUCAAAGCACAAGAACUAAGAGAACGAGCCCGCAAGAAAAAAGAAGAGGAAGAGAAGAGAAUGGAACGAGAAAAGGAGAAGGAAAGAAUUCGAGCAGGUAAGGAACUCCUUGAAGCAAAGAGAAUCGAGGAAGAUAACGAAAGAAAACGUAUAAUUGCAUUGCGAAAAGCAGAGAAGGAAGAAGAGAAAAGAGCUAGGGAAAAAAUUCGUCAGAAAGUGGAGGAAGAUAAGGCAGAAAGAAGGCGUAAGCUCGGAUUGCCCCCAGAAGACCCUACAGUCUCAAGGCCAGCAGCAGUUCCUGUGGUGGAGGAAAAGAAGACUUUUCUUCCUAUCAAGCCUGUUACAAAGGUAGAGAAAAUGAGGGAGUGGUUGCGAGCUCUGAAGCAAAAUCACAAGGAUGACGAUGCGAAAGUUAAGAGAGCAUUCCAAACUCUCCUUACCUAUGUGGGGAAUGUUGCAAAAAAUCCAGAUGAGGAGAAAUUCAGAAAAAUUCGACUCACUAAUCAAUCUUUCCAGGAUAGGGUAGGUAGCAUGAAAGGAGGAGUUGAAUUUCUCGAGGUGUUGGGAUUUGAGAAGAUUGAAGGGGGAGAGUUUAUGUUUCUUUCCAGGGACAAGGUGGACAUGGUAGUGUUGAACUCAGCUGGAUCGGAGCUCAAUUCAGCCAUCAUUAAUCCUUUCUUUGGUGUUCUCUAAGUUAAAGGGAGGGGUAUCAACUAGCCGGGUGGAAUCAAGGACUUCGGAACUUAUUUGGUUUAUUUGAUUGACAAACUUAGAUUUUACUAAUCAAAAUUGGAAUUUAUACAGAUCCAUCUACACAAUUUCGCUCAGUUAUUUACCAAGUACUUGUUCAAAGAUUUGGCCCACAUCAAACGCUUAUUGAGGUGUCUCCUCGGAACGCUAAAAAACCAGUGUUUGUCUUGUCAAAUAAAAUUAGCACUGAUACUGUUUUGGGUGUUGCUCCAAAUACUCUUUUUGUUCUCCUUCCAUGACACUGACGUGAGGGAAACCUCUGCGUAUAUAUCUAUCUACACCUGUCCUUCAACUGUUGCUACU